AUGGCCACGAUCAACAAGCCCACCAGCCCCAUCCCGGUCCCCAAGAUGACCGCCGAAGCCCUCCUGUCCGCCUCCGCAAAAGACACCGAAUCCCUCACCGAAAUCCACUCGCUCCUCAACAACCUCUUUGCCCGCAACCGCAACCAGCACCGCCGAAACCACUGGUUCAAGUCCCUGCAGCAAUUCCGCAAGCAGCUCGGCCUGCUGCUGCAGGACCUCGAAAACGCGUCCGGCACCAAGAAGAAGAAGAAAGCGGCGGAAGAGCGGAUUGCUUCCAGGUUGCAGUAUUGGGAUGAACAUUGUAUUCAUCAAUGGUACCUGCACUUCACCCAGCUGGUGGCGGUAGGCCCGUUUGCGAUGCUGGGACUUGUGCUCAUGGCUUGCACGGCCAGAACGUGCCGAAUUACGGGCAUUACGGCCCUGUAUGAAGAGAUUGGGUCGGCGGAUAUGAAGAUGGCGAUGGCGAUGGUGGAGGAAGGGGUGGUAGAGGAAGAACUGGGGAGCUUGCUGGGUGGAGGGGAGGAGGACGAGGGGGUGGUGGUUGAGCGAUGGGAGUAG
Messenger RNA from Westerdykella ornata, 558 nucleotides. RefSeq lists its product as uncharacterized. Lineage: Eukaryota; Fungi; Ascomycota; Dothideomycetes; Pleosporales; Sporormiaceae. Bases 1 to 558 code for a protein of 185 amino acids. The transcript has 2 exons. Gene Ontology annotation, cellular component: ribonuclease MRP complex. Gene Ontology annotation, biological process: maturation of 5.8S rRNA from tricistronic rRNA transcript (SSU-rRNA, 5.8S rRNA, LSU-rRNA); nuclear-transcribed mRNA catabolic process, RNase MRP-dependent. Gene Ontology annotation, molecular function: rRNA primary transcript binding. The record is from RefSeq and is a predicted model, not a curated record.